This is a messenger RNA of Botrytis sinoallii, 4197 nucleotides long. RefSeq lists its product as uncharacterized. The record is from RefSeq and is a predicted model, not a curated record. Gene Ontology annotation, molecular function: phosphorelay sensor kinase activity. The transcript is spliced from 6 exons. Gene Ontology annotation, biological process: phosphorelay signal transduction system; phosphorylation. The coding region runs from base 1 to 4197 and encodes 1398 amino acids. NCBI's taxonomy places the organism in Eukaryota, Fungi, Ascomycota, Leotiomycetes, Helotiales, Sclerotiniaceae.
AUGUCACCCAGGUCAAGGAAGGCCCAAAAACUUAUGCUGUCUGAUUCACCAACCCAUACACAGUCGCCUUUACGAGACGCCGAAUAUUGUCAAUCAAGCGCCAAUGAGGAAGAUCUACUUGAUUCCGAAUCUGAUACCCCAGGAGAACAUGAAGAACUCAAUACAAUAGGUCUUACAGACUUUCUAAAUUUCGACCCUAAACCCACUCUAAUAGUUGAUCUUUUGCGCCAUAAUGCCCUUGGAGAUAAUUUGGAUCCAGAAUACAUGAACAAAGCUUUCCAGUCCAAUAUUCUUCUCACGAGUACCAUAUCUACAAACUCUGAAGAACAGACUUCUCCAACACUUCAUUCUGGGGGACCUGCCUCUACAACCUUCAGAUCUCUAAUCAAGGACUUCGUCCAGAAACAAACCAGUGAAGAUUACCCAGGCCAAUCGUUUUCAUACAAUGGGUUUCUCUGGUCUGGAUUCACAAUCAGGAAGAGAUGGGUUUUAAUUUGUGCCAAAAGGAACUUUGAGUACCACCUUCUCCGACAAGACAAUUGCAGCCUUAAAGAUGUCCAAGUGUCAAAUUUAAACAGCCCGGCAAGUGGCGCACAAAAUCAAAAUGAAGAUGUCAUUAUGAGUGAGAUGGUCGGGGGACCAUCCUCAGAUUGGGCCACCGAGUCUCCAGUUGCAGACUGGACAAUCGAGCGUCCCGAAGGUUAUCUCUCUGAUCACAUCGUCUUCGCUCGAGGUGUGGACUGGUCUUCGACACCUUUAGGUCCCAUGAACAGCUGGUCGCCCGAAUUUCGCCAGAUCGUCAACAUGGUGAUUGCCAACCCCCACCCUGCUGCUAUUUUCUGGGGCGAAGAGUUGACCGUAUUGUACAAUCAAACUUACGCGGAGACUGUAGCUGGUCAGAAGCAUCCACGUUUGAUGGGGACAGGCGCUCGAGGUCCUUUCGCAGAGAUUUGGGAGGAGGUUGGCGAGAUUUUCAAUGAAUGCAGACGGACAGGGAGAGGAAUCGCCAUGACAGAUCAAAUGUUACCCCUAGAGCGUCAAGGUUUUGUCGAGGAAACUUUUUACUCCUGGAGCUUGACGCCCAUCUGGAAAGCCGGCCCUAGCCCUGAGCUCCUGGGCGUUUACAACGCACCCUUUGAGACGACCCAAAAGAACGAAUAUGACUUCCCAUUUGUUUUGCUUUACUCGGUCCUCGAUGAUAUUGAGAAUGAUGCAACAUCGUCGAGAGGGUCGAUUUCUUCUGAUAGUUCUACGAGUAUCAAGUCGGUUAUUUUAGAAGGCUCUUUAGGUGUUCCAGAAGGACAUGUAAGCGCUCAAAGCAGACUCGAUCUAAAGAGACAUCUGGGAGGAUAUGUGCCAGCCUUGAGAGAGGCCAUGAAAACACGCCAACCAACUUUGUUAUCACUUUCGGAUAGUAUGCUUCCAGUCGGCUUGACACGAGGAUAUAACUGGAGAGGGUUUGGCGAGCCGUCACGAGAGGCUGUGGUAUUGCCACUGAGACCAACUAAUGCUGAAAAUACUUUGGGCUUUUUAGUUAUUGGUGUGAACCCUAGGAGACCGUAUGAUGCCGAUUACGAAUCUUUCGUCAAAAUCUUGAACAGACAAUUGGCAAAUUCCCUAGCCUCGGUCACACUUUUCCAGGAUGAAAUCCGACGUGGUACCGAUGCUGCAGAAAUCGCUGCUGCUGAGCGUAUGAAACUCUCUGAAGAGUUAGCUUUUCAGAAAGGAAGAUUGCAACGUAUAGCCGAAGUUUCGCCUGUCGCUUUAUUUUCAGUUGAUAGCGAUGGUACAUUGCUCGAAGCCAACGAUCGUUAUUACGAGAUUACGGACCUGCCUCGCGACACGGCUUCUAGAAUGUCUUGGAUGGAUACGAUUGCUCCAUCUAGCAUUCCGACUAUGAUGAAGGGUUGGGAGAAACUCACCACUCGUAAUCAGCCGUGGUCUGGUGAGCUUCAACUCGUCAAGCCAUGGUAUGAUCCUAUCACUGGUGAUGAGUAUGAGAAUUGGAUUCUGGCGAGUUACCAGCACGAAUUUUCUUUGGAUGGAAGUAUCAAGAGCAUCAUGGGAUAUUGCACCGAUAUCACGCUCCAAAAAAGAUUCGCUAAAGAAAUGGAAGAUCGUGCAGAGCUCUCUGAACAACUUUUACUUCGCACAAACCAGGCCAACGAAAUCGAACGAAACUUCAGAAGAUUCAGUGAUCUUGCUCCUGGUGGCCUAGCUAUUCUCGAUCCAGAAGGGAGACUAACCUACGCGAAUGAGCAAUGGUUUCAUAUCUCUGGUCUCGCAAAAAGCGAAACCUUAGCAGAAAUUCCCUUCUCAUGGAUGAAUGCAAUAUACGAGUUGGACCGACCGAAGUUUAGAUCGCAAUGGUUCGCGCUGGUAGAGAAAGCUACUCCAUUUGUAAUAGAAACACGUAUGGAACAACCAUGGGUAGGGGACAUAGCUGGGAGUACAUUGACUAUUCAGCGCUGGGUAUUGGGUACAUUUUCUGGAGAGAAUGAUGAGAACGGAAAGCUGAAGAGUGUGAUGGGCUGCUCAACAGAUAUCUCCAGAAUAAAAUGGGCCGAAGAGAUUCAAGACAGACGACUAAAAGAUUACGAAGAAACAAGGCGCCAGCAAAAUUCAUUUAUCGACAUAACAAGUCACGAAAUGCGCAAUCCACUCAGCGCUAUCGUUCAAUGUGCAGAUGGUAUCUCAUCAUCUUUGAAACAAUACAGAGCAGCAAACAAGGAUCUGGAGGAGCGCGAUUGUCAACUCGCGACUAUCUUGAAAGAUGGUAUAGAUGCCGCCGAAACAAUUCAACUUUGUGCUCAACACCAAAAAUCAAUUGUUGAUGAUGUUUUGAUGAUUUCCAAAUUAGAUUCAAAUCUGCUUACAAUCACACCUGUCUCUACUAAACCUGUAGAGGUGGUAAAGCUAGGACUCAGGAUGUUUGCCGGAGAAUGUCAAAUGAAUACCAUAUCUCUCAAUUUAGACAUCAAAAAGUCAUUUCAAGAGUUGAAAGUUGACAGUGUCAUGCUCGACUCAAGUAGGUUGACUCAAGUAUUGAUUAAUCUCAUGACAAAUGCUAUCAAAUUCACCAAGGACGAGAAGACACGAGAAAUCCAUGUUUCCAUAAGUGCCUCCCUGGAACCACCUUUAUUAGAGUCAUUGGCCAAUUUCGAAUACUUCCCAUCUCCUACCAGGUUUUCGAAAGCAAAUAUUACCGAUAGCGAGGAAUGGGGUAGAGGUCAAAUCAUAUAUCUUCGAUUCGAAAUAAAAGAUACUGGUUGUGGGUUAACACCUGCCGAGAAGAAGAACUUGUUCACACGUUUCUCUCAAGCAUCGCCUCGAACUCAUGUGCAUUAUGGAGGAUCUGGCCUUGGACUGUUUAUCUCACGUCAACUUACCGAAUUGCAAGGUGGAGAAAUUGGCGUGGCAUCAGAGUUUGGGGUUGGGAGUACUUUCGCUUUCUACAUUAAAUGCCGUCGUGCAUUGAUAAGGGCAAAAACUCUGGAUGUUGAAUCGCAGAUGAAUUCGGAUCUGGAAGCUAAUGGGCGACUUGCGACGAAUGUUCCGAAAAGCAUCAAGGACCAUGAAGAGAACAUGUUGAAUAAGCUCCUGGAUUUGAAGGAGAAGGGAAGAUUACCUACUAAUCGCAACUCAUUUGGGUUUGAGGAGGAAGAAAGCCAGAAGGCAAAAACGAACAAGACUCCGGAUUUUCUCAGGCCUAUUCACGUAGCAAAUCAUGGAAAGGAAGCUGUUGAGUUUAUAACUCAGACGAAUUGGAUGAGCGAGAGAGUGGAUCAUUCAAAUGUGGUUGUAUCAAAAAAGAGCACCAGCAUUCCGAACCAAACCCAAGACCCUUCACAGCUGCAUCAGCAAUCACGACCACAAAAAUCUCCCAUUCCUCUCACCCUCAUUCUUCUCGACAUUGAAAUGCCCGUGAUGGACGGUCUCACAUGCGCCAGGGAGAUACGCAAAAUGGAAAAGAAUAGAGAACUGAUAGGACAUGUGCCAGUUGUGGCAGUGACUGCCAACGCGAGAGCAGAACAAAUUCAACAAGCGUUGGAGGCCGGUAUGGAUGAAGUUAUGACGAAACCCUUUAGGAUUACGGAGUUGGUGCCAGUCAUUGAGGGGGUGCUUGUUAGGCUUGGGGGCGAGAAAGAGGGACCGCGCCAGGAGAAAGGGAAAGGGAAGGGACAAGACAACGGCUAG